AUGGAGGCUGAACCGGAGGACUCGGACGGGGACGUCCAGCGGGACGGCCGGCUCACCCUGCUGUGGGAGAGACACAUCCAGCAGAGCAUCGUGGUCGACCUGAGUGAGGAUGAGAGUCUCCACCUCAGUGACCUGCAGAGCUCUGUCGCUCUGCGUCUGUCCCGAGCUGAGUCUGAGGCCUCGGAGGCCAGCGUCCACCUCAGAGGCAGUGCAGAGCUGUCAGCCUUCUCCGAAAGCAGCAGCGUCAGCAGCAGAAGUGAGAAAGUGCAAGUCGACAGGGCCAACGGCAGCAUGUGUCAAGUGUCUGCACAAAGACCGAACACCGUGCCAGACGAGCUGCCGGUAAACCAGAGGGCCGAGGACGGAGGAGGGAGCACCAGUGACGAGGAUCAGGAGGAUCUGCCUUACGAUGGGAGUCCUGCAAGCUGCUCCUUCGACCGGACCGCCGGCUCGGAGGGAGACGUGAGCUCCGAGGGACCGCGCACCGUCCGGAGAAGUCCUGAAGCGGCGGAGGCGGCUCCUCGGUGCCCUGCAGACGUCAGCCAGGUGCUGCUGAGACACUUCUCCCAGGAGGAGCUGCUGAGGCCAGGCUGGCUGCUCCAGACCGAGACCCUGCCCGAGGUGUCCCUGCUGGACAGCGUGGACGAGACGGUCCUGAGCUCAGCUAAAACACACCGCAGCGAUGCGAGCCGCUCGGCCGCAGGUCCAGGUUCAGACGAAGAGCCGGGAUCAGCCGCUGCGGCUGACAGCAGGACGUCCAGCCCCGCAGGUCCAGAUCCACCCCAGACCCCCGAGCAGACCAGAGCAGAGGAGGAGACGCCGCUCCAGAGGGCCCCCCUGCUCCGGACCACUUCCUUCAGUGAGAUGAAGUACGGUCAGGGACAAGUUCACUACCCGCUUCCCGACUUCUCCAAGGUUCAACCUAAAGUUAAAAUCCCCAAAGCUCCAAGCGGAGCAGUCAGACCGGCACUUCAGGGUCCCGGCGUCAUCCUCCGGGCCCAGUCCUCGCCCGGCAUGCUGGACGUGGUGAGCAGAGUCCUGGAGGACUCCUGCGAGCCGCCUGAGAAGCCCUUUGUCUUCACAGAUAGAGACCGGCAGACUCCUCCGGCGCUGGUGCAUCACCUGCAGGCUGAAUAUGAUAAACUACUAACAAAGUACGCCGAAGCAGAGAACAUCAUCGACCAAAUGAGACUAGAGCCCAACACACAGCCCUGCUCUGAUUUGGGGCACGAUGGUCCUGAAGGGUCCGAGUUGGUCCAGGAGAGUCGUCUCAGACGCCCCGCUCCGCCAGGAAGCUCGUCCCUCAGAGGAGACGCAGCCGCCGGCGGCAGCCUGGAGACCACGGCUCGCUGCAGACGUGACGGCGAGGACAAUGAGCCCAGUGACGGCCAGAGAAUGACCUCUGACCUGAGAAGCAUCGUCAGCCAGUUCAUGCGGAAAAUGCUGAGGAGCAUGAUGGAGGCUCAGGACCAGCUGGAGAGAAGCUACAUCAGCAGGAAGGAGGAGCACCGAGCUCUGGAGAUGCAGAACCACAUGGGUCUGUGCAGGAACACAGGAACCUUUGACCCCAGCAGGCUGGUGGAGGGAGACAUCUUCAGGAUCGGGAUGCACCUGGAUGAGAUAAAGGAGGCGAUCGAUAGAAACGUGUGUGAGCAGAUCUCCCCUCCUCACUCCUCCUCCACCCUCCCAUCUGACCCGGCCUCACCUGCGCCGCCCCUCCAGCAGGAAGAAGAGGAGCUGAAGGGCCGAAGCACUGAGCCCAUCUGUGCCGACUCUUCUCUCACAACUCCUGGUCCGAACAGCUGCCUCUCAUGGACGCCUCGCGGUGUGUUGGGGGGGCCGGGGGCGCCGUCAGCCGAGGAUGAGGAGGGCGAUGAAGAGGAGAGGAGCUCCGUCUGGACCGAGGCCAUCGACCACAGCGACAUUCUAGCCUACCUGAGCGCUACCGGGCGGCGGAGCCGGGCCGACAGCCGUCGCAGCCCAGAGGGGGUCCGGAGCCCCGGGGCGGGAUGCGACCCGGGUCACUGCGAGCCGCCCUUCGGUCUGUCUGCGCCUCGUCUCAACGCCUCCUGCUCUCAGAGGAUUGUGAGUCCAGAGACAGACAGUGGAUUCGGGAGCUCCUAUCUGACCCAGUCGUCGUCCGGCCUGUCUCCGCCGCCCCUGCUGGGACGAGCGGAGUCACAGGAUGGAGGUUCAGUGAGCUCCGGCAGCGACGCCUCCAGCCUCCAGGCUGCCUCAGCAGGGGGCCGCGGCGCAGCGUCUGCAGUGGAGCGCUGGGUGGAGAGCACCGCCAAGGAGUCCUCCGUCAGACUGCGAGGAUCUGAGCUGCAGCCGACCGCUCCACCCCAACCCCACACCUCUCCACCUGGUCCCAGCUCCACCAUGGAGACUGAAGAGCCAGGCCCAGCGCUGCAGCCCUGCUCCUGCAACAGUGAGGCCAUCCUGGCCCUGCAGUCCGAGGUGUCCCGGAUGAAGAAGGACCUGGAGGAGGGCUUAGUGCAGCUGCCUCACCUGGCACAGAAGAUGGACUAUCUGACUUCAAAAUACAGGCAGGAGCGAGACGGCCGCAGGUCCAAGACCAGGUCCCACCAAAAGCCUGCCUCAGACAGGUGA
This is a messenger RNA of Salarias fasciatus (jewelled blenny), 2613 nucleotides long. RefSeq names its product AKNA domain containing 1 (gene aknad1). The record is from RefSeq and is a predicted model, not a curated record. The transcript is spliced from 14 exons. Bases 1 to 2613 code for a protein of 870 amino acids. Lineage: Eukaryota; Metazoa; Chordata; Actinopteri; Blenniiformes; Blenniidae.